Molecule: messenger RNA, 948 nt
Organism: Ilyonectria robusta
Lineage: Eukaryota; Fungi; Ascomycota; Sordariomycetes; Hypocreales; Nectriaceae
Exons: 1
Coding region: 1-948 (315 amino acids)
Molecular function (GO): N-acetyltransferase activity
Source: RefSeq, a predicted model, not a curated record
AUGAUGGAAAUUUUCCCAGAAGCUUUCGGGAUGGGAGCUCGGUCUAUUUGGCCAAUGAUUUUGGACGAAAUACAGUCUCCGCCCACUCCAAUGGAAGACUUGAUUGACAUGCCGAGAUCCACGACGAGUGCUCCCAGUCCCGCCAAAGACCCCGUUUGGACUGGUGGAAUUGUCUCUUUACCAACCGUCGACGAUUUUAUAUCCAGGAUUCAGCUGAUAAAUAUCCCUCCCAAAAACCUCUCUUGGAUGAUAAAGACCUGCAAACAACACGGGGUGUCCAUCAACAGCUACCUCCAUGGUCACAUCUGCGCAUGUUUGUGCAGAGCCAUUGGUGGAACUCCUGAUUUCCGUGCGGUCACGCCCUUCUCGGUACGUGGACUCACAAAGGCGAGCCCACGGGACAUUGUCAAUCAUAUCUCGUACAUGUCCACGCAUGUUUCUAAUGCGAAGAUGAAGGGUAUUCGGGAGAGCAUACCGCACUCCCUAACCGAGCACGAGUGCAUCAUCAAUCUUGCCAGAGACUUCGGCCAAGACAUUGCAGCUGAGGUGAAGCGGUUUCCGCGAGACAGCGCCCUUGCGAACCUGUGGCAAAUCCAGGACAUUCGGUCACAUUGCCUGAACCAGGAAGGGAAGAAGAGAGAGUGCACCUACGAGUUAUCGAAUCUUGGCGCCACCGAGAACCAAGCGUCAGCAGACAGUCCUCUCACUCUUGAACGCCUCAUGUUCACGCAGAGCGGCAUGGUUGCCGGCCCAGCGAUUGGGUUCAACUGUGUUAGUAUCCGAGGCGGCCCUCUAACAAUGGCUAUCACAUGGCAGUACGGGAUUGUGGACGAGUCGUUGAUAAACACUUUGGCACAUGGAUUGGAAAAGCGCUUGAUGCAAGAGCGUCCGCAGACUCCUGCUCCUGUCGAGGAAACGGGAGGAAACAGGCCGGGGAGGUGGCGUUGA